Molecule: messenger RNA, 207 nt
Organism: Sphaeroforma arctica JP610
Lineage: Eukaryota; Ichthyosporea; Ichthyophonida
Exons: 1
Source: RefSeq, a predicted model, not a curated record
AUGUUCAUGUCGCAAUUUCUUGGUAAAGUUCUCCUGAUUCUAUCUGUGCUAGUAAGCGGGAGAAUAUUCUUAGAAUACACUGGUAUAGCUGCCCCAUCGUCAAACGGUUCCAGCAAGUACAGCACAGAUUUGACACAAACAUCAAAUUCUGCAUCCGGAGUCUCGUCUAACGAUGUGACGAUUGCCGGAGAUGGGGCGAAUUCAGAG